Symbiodinium pilosum is the source of this 2385-nucleotide messenger RNA. The record is from the annotation of a GenBank genome assembly. Lineage: Eukaryota; Dinophyceae; Suessiales; Symbiodiniaceae.
AUGAUGGCCUCUCGAGCAAGUGGGCGUCGCUUUAUGAAGAUGCUUGCUGUGAGAUGGACGUUGUACAUAUGUUUGACGAUCGCCUUGUUUGGGCCGGGGAUCGUGACCUUGCUCGACCUGCCAGACGAUCCCACCGUGAUUAUUCUGGAUGUGGUCAUGUGCAUCAUAGCUUUUGCUUUUGCGAUGGAAAUGGUCGGCCUGCUCCUGACGGACGACAUGUACAGAUUCUCCUUCUUUUUUUGGAUGGACUUGUUGGGAACUCUUUCAAUGGCCUUUGAGAUCUCGUUCCUACUGGGCCAGUAUCUGAACUCAAAUACUGUUGUACUCCGAACGGCCAGAACAGCAAAGCUGGGUGCCAGGAUCGGGAGACUUAUCAAACUUGUGAAGUGCGUGAGCAUGUUCUACAGAUCAGCUGCGAAGACCAAUCGGGUGGAGGCCAAAGUGCUGGCCAGCAAACUUGUGGUGCUCUUGUCGACGCGGGUCUCCGUCAUUGUCAUUGUCAUGGUAAUGGUGGUGCCAUUGUCCGCCUAUCCGCUGUACCCCACGGAGGACAUGUCCAUUUCCCUUUGGCCGCAGCAAUUGGAAGAGAGCUACCUUCGGCAGCAGCGGGACGGCCUGACCGGAGCUUUGCAGGAGUCCAUUGACCACAUGGUCCAGUUCUAUUCUGCCGUGAACUACAGCCCUUACCUUGUGCAAGGCUUCGGAAGCGAUCAGGUCCUGGCAAAUAAGCCGUCGCGAACCAGGAAUUCUUUGACAGUGAUGUUGGAAAGUUGCAAGGUGCAACGCCAAGAAGGUUGCAGCGUUGCUGUCGUCUUCGAUUUUACAGGCCCCAACCAGAUGGACGCCCUGGUUGAAGUUUGCACUAUCCUCUUCAUAAUCCUUCUCAUGGCUGUCACAAGCUUUGAUUUGCAGAACGUUGUUGACAGAAAGCUGGUGAAGCCACUAGAGGGCAUGCUGCAGCACGUCCGAGAAAAUGCCGCCCAUAUCUUCGAUCGAUUUGCAAAACAGACUGAAGGCACGGAAGGGGCAGAGCUCGAUGAUGAGCUUCAAGAGCAGCAGGGGGGAUCUUCUGAAAUUGAGCUCAUCCAGGCCAUUCUGGAAAAGCUGGCCCGCCUGGCAAGCCUAGCUGAGAGUUCCGUUAAAGCAUAUACCUCAGCGGAGCUUGAUGCCAUGAACGCUGAAAACAAGGCCGUCCUGAUUGAUAUGCUGAACGUGCAAGUUCUGCAGUCUGGAGGCCAGAGCAGAUUAGGAGGCAAACGGACCACGAAAGUUGAUGUCCAAGCAACCUGGACACAAAACUGGAACCUGGACGUAUUGGAGUCAACGCUUGAGGAAAUUCAUGGCUAUGUGCACUACAUUUUUUUCUUAUCUCAGUUUGGCCUUGCUGCGCAGUACACCGCAGAAGACAGUUUCCUUCUAUUCGCUCAGACUGUGGAAGCCAAUUACAAGGACGUUCCGUACCACUGCUUCCAGCAUGCUGUGGAUGUGUGCUUCACCGUCUUCCGCUUACAGCAAAUCACCCAAGCCGGGAAGUGGACCAGCGAGCUAGAGCAGUAUACCCUCCUUGUGGCAGCGCUCAGUCAUGACCUCGGGCAUUUUGGCAGAACAAAUCAGUUUCUCGUGGAGACCAAGCACGAGCUGGCUUUGCGCUACAACGACAAGUCUCCCCUCGAGAACAUGCACUGUGCCGCUCUCUUCCACUUGUGCCAGGACCCAGAGAAGGACGUGUUUGCACAAGCGUCCAAAGAGGAGCAGAAGGAAGCGCGCAAAGUGUGCAUUGCAACUAUCCUGCACACUGACAAUGUGCACCAUUUUGACAUGGUCAAGGAUGUCAGUGCGGUGUACGAGAUGGAGUCAGAAACCUGCGACAUCCAGGCAGGACACCCUGAGGCCUUUCUCCCAGCGUACACCGACAACGUGCUUACGGGCAAGAACAAGCUCAUGUGGCUUCAGCUUUUCUUACACUUUGCUGAUGUUUCGAAUCCCUUGAAACCGUUCCACAUUUGUCGUGCCUGGGCAUGGCGAGUUUUGGACGAAUUCUUCCAGCAGGGGGAUGAGGAGCGGAAGUUGGGAGUCCCGGUCGGGAUGUUAAAUGACAGGGAGAAGGUCAACCGUCCUGGUUCGCAACAUGGCUUCAUCAACUUCCUGGUCGCUCCCUUUGUCGCAGCGAGCGUCAGAGUUUUCCCAACCCUGCAUCCAUUGCACACACAGAUGGUGAAGAACGUGGAGGAGUGGCGCAAUCUGUGGAUCAAGGAUGCAAAGCCCAGCGAUGAAGACAUCGCGAAGAAAGAUGCGGACGUGAGCCGUUUGAAGGCUCUUGAUGCGGAGCUCACUACACGAAACAAAGCGCAAGGCGCUGUCAAGAUGACUCCGCGUGUAUCCUGA